ACACUUCUUUAAAUUUAAAUCAACCAUUUAAUGAAUAAAACGACGUAAUUAAUUUGAAAACUAGGCUACCAUUUUUUGCAGUCACAUCUCAUCGUUUUCGGUUUUCUCAUGUCUAGAGAAAUUAACAAAGUAGCAUUGCAGUAAAAAAUCUGACAAUCAAGAAUUCAAUGAAAUUUUCUUGGCGUCUAAAGUUUUACCAUGAACAACCAUCGUUCAAAGACCUCAGCUAGUUCCGAGUCACUGUCUUCGUUGAUCAGUGAAGAAGAUCCACUUUAUAGACAACACUUCGACUUCAAUCAGCGCAAAGAAUGGAUAGAUACUAUUUUGCUGGAAUUGGAAAACAAUCUGAAACUGUUUUUCCAGGUUCAAAUAGGUAUUGCCAAGGUUGAUCAAAUUGAAAAACGCAACCAGUUGAAGGAAGAAAUUUCCCAAACACUAGAUGAUGAGGUAGAUGUUUUGCUAAACAAACUUGAGCAAAUACGAACUGCACUGAAACCGAAAACAUUGAAGUUAUACGGAAAAUACUCGAACAUAUUAAGUGCACUGCAACAGGUGCAGCAAGUUCUUCCUAUCAAGAAAGAAGUUCUUUUGCCUUACACCCGCCAUCGUACAGAAGAUGAAAAACUGCAAUGGAUUACCGGUAUAUUAGCUUAUAAAGCGAAGAUUCAAAAUCUCAAACGUAAGAUUAAAAUUAUGCAAGCGGCAAUUGACGAGACUAAGCUAGAACUGUUUGUUCUAACCGAACGAAGCCCUCGAGAAAUUCAGGACCUCAUCGAUCAAUCGGAACUGGAAUUGGUGGCUCUGAAGCGAUCUGGAGAUCUAGCUUUACAAAACUAUCAAAACGAGAUAUCGAAGCAAAUUUUGAGCCUGGAUCAACACCCGGAGUACCGCGAUCUCGUGGCAGAGCACGAACAAAAACGCCGAAAGAUCACAAAGCUGACCGUUCAGUUGGGACUGUGGAUCAAACAGUACGAUAAGUUUGUCGGGGAACCGAUGAAGGAGUUGAAAGUGCUGCAAGAGGAUGUCGAUCAGUUCCCAGAGUGGAAAGAGGCCAUCUACGAUCCGCAGGAUGAGCGUUACACUAAACUCAAGCUGUCCGUCGAACAGUUCGAGGACGAAAUAGCAGAGGAAAAGGCAGAACAGUUUGCGAAACACCAUGCUGCCAGGGUUAUCCAGCGUGCUUGGCGAAAAUUGAUGGCGAAAAAGAAAGCCAAAAGGAAAGGGAAAAAAGGAAAGGGGAAAGGAAAAAGGAAAUGAAAAUAAUUUCAAACUAGGACUCUCGAUAUAUUCUAAUAUCUCAAUUAGUCAUUCUCAAGCAAAUUCAAUCGAAAGUAAUUUAAAAUUUCAAUACAGAGAUGUCAAUUGACGGCUAUACGACGAAGCUAAGGAGAACCCUGAUGGAAAUAAAUUGAAUGUUUGAUAUGAAGCAACUGGAUAAUUUUGAAUGAAUUUUCAAUUGUUUUCCGCAAUCUUUGCCUUUUAACAAGUUGACUAACAAUCCAUCGUAAUAAAAAUCGGUUUGUGAAAAACUUCGCUAGCCGCAAACACAUUUCUCGGGUCGCAUGCUGGUUACUCAUUUCUGACGGCAUUUAUGGUAAAAUUUUAGUGCAGAAAACGCUAGCUUUUUCAACAAACCUUUGUGAAAAACCCGAUCUUUGUUCACAAUAGACUUAAGCUUGAAAUUAUGAAUCAUGGAUUCAACUUUUAUUCGAAGCAAAUGUAAAGAAGAAUCGGAAAUGUAACAAAAGGUUCAUCCAUAAGACAUAAUCCAACACAAAAAAAGUCAAAACGAAAUGAAACAUAUUGCUGACCUUCCUAGAAUGUCAACCUUUCUCGGCACCAGAAUUGAAUUUAAAUCGCCUCCAACUCAUCCCCAGGUACUGGAUCCUCAGUUCCCAGUAAUCGAUGUAGGUAUAUGAUUGAUCAACUAACCUGGAACUUCUUGAUGCUAUCCAGCUGAUCGGGUGUCGGUUCCACGACCUGGCCAAUGUGCUGCUGCUGCUGUUGCAGGGGGUGUUGCUGUUGAGGUGUACCCGGUACAACCUUCCGAUCUGGCACUUGUGGCGCUGGCACCGGAGCGCGGUUCGUAAGCCGACCAUCCUUCUCUAUCCGCAGGUGAUCGCGUGGAGGUGGGAUCGGUUUCACUGAACCAUUCAGCUGUUGAUGUGUGCAUGUGCGUGAAUGAGAUCACAGGUAGAAAAGAGAAAAAGAAUAUGCAUAUACCGAUAUUUAGUGAUGAAACAAAAACUUUUAUUCACAGGUAAUACCGAAUGUUUCAUUCAGUUGAAGUGCUGUUUUUUUUUUGUUAUAGCCUACGGAUAUGUAUAAUAGAGGGGGCACUAAAGGGAUUAUCCAGCUAGCAAGUCUAAACUACGUCAAGGGAGUUCUAUUGUACUGUGGUGCGCUACAAUUUGGGGGAAAGAAAGACUUGAAUGGGAUGGGUAUUGAAAAGAUUAUCCCGGUCGAUGUAUGUAGAGAGAAGUGCUAAAGUUGAAGUGAAGAAUCUACUUGGUUUCACACAUCCUCCUCUUAGGAAGGCAGACAGCAUCUCUGGAAAGAUUUUGACGGGUUUAAAUAUUGAUGAAGUCGACUCCGUAAACAUCACACC
Uranotaenia lowii is the source of this 2608-nucleotide messenger RNA. RefSeq lists its product as uncharacterized. The transcript has 2 exons. Gene Ontology annotation, molecular function: protein binding. Lineage: Eukaryota; Metazoa; Arthropoda; Insecta; Diptera; Culicidae. The coding region runs from base 199 to 1257 and encodes 352 amino acids. The record is from RefSeq and is a predicted model, not a curated record.